This is a messenger RNA of Petromyzon marinus (sea lamprey), 3581 nucleotides long. RefSeq names its product tripartite motif-containing protein 14-like. Gene Ontology annotation, molecular function: zinc ion binding; protein binding. The record is from RefSeq and is a predicted model, not a curated record. Lineage: Eukaryota; Metazoa; Chordata; Hyperoartia; Petromyzontiformes; Petromyzontidae.
GAGGUGGGAGUGGAGGUGUUGAGGUAAAAUAAUUCCGCCACCUCUAAGGAAGUUGACUCCCCAGAGCAGCGUUCUGAGAGACCGCGCGUAGCGAGCAGGGGACUCAGGAUUUGCGGGAGCAGAGGGACAGCAGACCGGAUCGGCUCCACUCAGCAUGGCAGCGGCGGCAGCAGCAGGUGGCCGGGACCGGGGCCUGGAGGAGGAGCUGACUUGCUCCAUCUGCCUGCACCUCUACGUCGACCCCGUGCUGCUGGGCUGCCCACACACCUUCUGCAGAGAGUGCAUCGUGAGCGUGUGGCGCGACGGUGCCUGCGCCUGCCCCGAGUGCCGCAGGGUCUUGCCCUUUGGCUCCAAGGAGGAGAUGCGGAAGCAGCUCGAGAAAAACUUCAAGCUGGCCAGCAUCGUGGACAGGUUCUCAAGUCUCAGCACGGAAGGGGAACGGCCGCUGAAGGAGCUCAACCCGAGCUUGGCACGAGUGAGGCUCCUGAAUCUGGACCUCUGUGCUCAGCAUGGCAAGGCACUCGCCAUGUUCUGCCGGGAGCACGGUGCGUUUGUGUGCACUGACUGCGUCACGAGCGGUGCGCACCGGGGCCACAAGCUAAUGUCAGCAGAGGAGGUUGGUCGGCAGGCAAAGGAAUCCCUAUCGCGGUCACUCCAACAACUUAUGACACAUAAUGGGAAAGUUGCAGCAAGAUUGAAUAUACUGAAGAACACGGAAGCCAAUGUAGAGGGAACGUCGGCAGCUUUUGACAAAUCCAUAGACGACGCUUUUAACACUGCAAUCAAGUCCCUCGAGGAAGAAAGGGCCACACUCAAGCAGUUGGCGCAUGCAGAGCAGAGUAAACUAUUGGGCCUAAUCCAUGGCCAGAUGGCGCCCCGAGAGAAGAUGGUCGCUGAGAUGGUGGCUGUCACCAAAGAGGUGCAGGCGGCUUUGCAGGAAACGAAUCACGUGCGGGCUAUCCAGGUGAGCGGUGAGUUGGAGAGAAGGAUAACGGCCGUGAUGAUGAAGAACCCGCCAAAUGACAACAUCGUGACUAGAGACCUAUUUUCAUCCUUGCAUGGCCUGCUGCAGAGUCUCUCCCCCAGAAUCUCCAAUUGGAAGACAGAAAACGCGAUGCUCAGAAAUUUCAGGAGUCCAACCCUUGAUGAAGAUACGCUGCACUACCAACUGGACGCCGACGACUGUGGCAAGGCCCCGAGCCUGUCUCGGCCCCUCAGGAGGCGUCGGGACGUGACGGAGGGCUGUGAGGCGUUCUCCUACUGGAGGCAAGCGCUGUGCGAGGAGGGCUACACCUCCGGGUUGCACUACUGGGAGGUGGACGUCAGCGAGUGCGUCGAGUGGUGUGUGGGCGUCUGCUAUGGGUCGAUGGAGCGGAGCGGCAAUACCAGCGAUGCGGAGCUGGGUGAAAAUGCCGAGUCGUGGUGCAUCAAAUACAGAGACGAUGAUGACGACGACGACGAUGGAAAUCUGAGUGCCUUUCACGAUGCAGAGCAAACCGACAUUGAAUUCAGCUGCGAUGGUGGCCGUAGAGGCUGGCACAUCGACAGGGUGGGCAUUCUGCUGGACUGUGACAUGGACCGACUGUCAUUCUAUGAUGUUUCACAGGCACGGGUCCACUUGCACACCUACUACGUUGUGCAAUACGAUGGUCCACUCUUCCCUGCGUUCAAAGUCCUAGACGACAGCAUCACAAUAGCCACGUGUCCACGCUCCUGCGCAGGCCUCUGCUAGGAUUCUCAGAAGAGGUGACGUGGACCCAGCAUCAGAGCGCUCUGUGAGCAUUGCUGUGUAGGUUAGCCGUUCUGGCACUGUUGCUCCCCCGGUUGAUUACUGUCAUAGAUGUGCACUGUUCACGUCACCUUUGAGAUAGAUUUCUAUAGACUCGCAUAACUAUCCACAGACUUAGUUCAACACAAAUAGACUCAAAUAUCGACCUAUUGAUACCCACAGAUUCAAAUAGAUACGCAUAGACUCACAUAUAUACUUAUAGACUUGUAUACAUACCCACAGAUUCACGUACAAAUCUACAGACUAAUAUAGAUAACCAGAUAUUUAGAUGAACCCAUAUACUCACAUAGAUACCCACAGAAUCACAUAUAAAUUAAUAGACUCAAAUAUAGACCCAUAUUCUCGCAUAAAUAACCACAGGUUCAUGUAGAAAUCAAUAGACAUACAUAGAUACCGAUAUAUUCAUAUAGAUACCCAUAGACUCGCAUAGAUACCCAUAUACUCACAUAGAAAACAAUAUAAACUCAUGGCGUCAUACAGAGCCUCAUAUAUCUACGUGGGAAGUUGUGCUUAUAUGGUUGGAAUCUCGGUUCCCAGGGACAAUUAUAUUACGUGUGUUUGUGGACUUAAUGGAAUGUUUCGUUGUGGAUGAGAGGCUCCCUCUCCUCUGUCAUGAAAUGGACCAGUACUGCCUGGACCUCUGAAAUACAGGAGAUCCGGUGAACCGGUUCUGGCUUCAAUAAUUUUGAGGGGAAGACAGCUCUCCACUCAGCAUAGGAAACUGCCAAACAACAGGGAUUGCCACUUCUUUUGAACAAAAGAAUGAAGGGGGUGUGGGAGCGUGGCGGUGAUGUCUAAGAAGCUGUAAGUUACAGUGUUGUAUAUAUAGGCCUUUUUCCAAAAUUGAUAUUAAGAAUGAUUUUGCCAAUAUAUAUUUUUUAAUCAUUCGUGGUGUCGCUUGGGGGCCAAAGGGGGUGAGAUAAACCCCCCCUCCCCUCACAGCAGCUGCCUCUCACACUGGAACCAGGCAGCCGGAUAUAAGCCAUAAAAUAUAAUAAAACCCAAAACAAAGCGGGGGAAUUACUAAUGAGACACGCUGGAAAUAUACGUAGCCUCAAAGGCCCCCGUUUUAAGAGCACAGACAACCAGGCGCCAUGAAGGAACAGGCAAAUUCUACAAUAAUUUGCAUUUUCGUUUCUCUUAAUACAACGGUUAAUGUUCAGAACUUAGCGACAAAAUGAGUCGACAUAGACUGCCAACACAAUCACUCCGAUUAAAAACCAGACUACAGUCUACAUAGUGGAUUAUUACUUCUCAUACAUAUUUUAAUACUAAUGUUAAUACUAAUGUUAUUCACCUUAAAUUCUAUUACCUUUUGCCAUCUACGUGACUUUACAAAAACCAAGGGAUAUCAAUUCCAGCAGUCAAGAAGCUUAACUGAAACUUAGCUAUACCUCUAACCUUAGGACAUCAAAAUAUAACUCGAGUUUAACAGCACAGAUCCCUGGAUACAGACGGGGGAACAAACGUUAAUAAACCCUAUGAACACACGUGAAAUGACGAUGUUAAAUCACGAAUCGUGGAAAACAUAAACCAAAUAAUGAUUAUAAAGAGUUAAGCCAGGGGUCAUCCAGGGGAGAUGGGGCGAGGUGGGUCGAUCACGUGACCAAGAGAAAAGGAUUCCAUAGAUGAAGCCUCCCGGCCGCCUUGUCUCCUAGCAGCAUGGGGUAGCAAUAAAACCACAAAGGGAGAGACCACGACCCCCAUUGAGAUAGACAAAGGUGACACCCGACCGCGAAGGAAGGAGCCAGGCCUUGAGGAAACAACUUAUCACCCCAAUAAGUAGAACAAA